Molecule: messenger RNA, 4212 nt
Organism: Malurus melanocephalus (red-backed fairy wren)
Lineage: Eukaryota; Metazoa; Chordata; Aves; Passeriformes; Maluridae
Gene: ARID4A
Product: AT-rich interaction domain 4A
Exons: 25
Coding region: 135-3968 (1277 amino acids)
Biological process (GO): regulation of transcription by RNA polymerase II
Cellular component (GO): nucleus
Molecular function (GO): transcription cis-regulatory region binding
Source: RefSeq, a predicted model, not a curated record
GGCCGCGCUCAGCCGGGGCCGCCGCCGUCUGCGGAGGGGCCCGGGCGGCGCGGGGGCUGCGGAACGAGGAGUUCACAGUGUUUCCCGUGCGAGGAGAAGUCCUGGAGCUGGAAUCGCUCACAUAACCCUUAAAGAUGAAGGCAGCAGAUGAGCCUGCCUACCUGACAGUGGGGACUGAUGUCAGUGCCAAGUACCGKGGUGCCUUCUGCGAGGCAAAGAUUAAGACGGUGAAAAGGCUUGUGAAAGUCAAGGUGGUCUUGAAGGGGGAUAACUCAACUCAGUUAGUGCAAGAUGACCAAGUGAAAGGACCUCUAAGAGUUGGAGCAAUGGUUGAAACCAAAAUGCCUGAUGGAUCCUUUCAGGAAGCUGUUAUCAGCAAGCUGACGGAUGCCAGUUGGUACACUGUAGUUUUUGACGAUGGUGAUGAAAGGACCUUGAGACGAACUUCAUUAUGCUUGAAGGGAGAAAGGCACUUUGCAGAAAGUGAGACACUUGAUCAACUGCCACUAACCAAUCCAGAGCACUUUGGAACUCCAGUUAUUGGGAAGAAGUCUAAUAGAGGGAGAAGAUCUUCUCUUCCUGUCACUGAAGAUGAAAAGGAAGAAGAAAGCAGUGAAGAAGAGGAUGAAGAUAAGAGGCGCCUCAACGAUGAAUUGCUUGGCAAGGUUGUGAGUGUGACUUGUAAUUCAGAGAAGGCAGACUGGUACCCAGCUUUGGUUGUGUCACCGAGCUGCAAUGACGAUGUUACUGUGAAAAAGGACCAGUGUUUAGUUCGAUCCUUCACAGAUUCCAAAUUUUACUCAAUAGCAAGAAAAGACAUUAAGGAACUAGAUCUUCAAAACUUACCAAAAUCAGAGUCCUCUCCAAAAAAAGGGCUACAGGAGGCAACCACAUUUCUCAGCACCAAGGGUGUUCCUCGGAACUGGAAAAUGGACAUCAGUGAAAUUCUGGAGUCCUCCAGCAGUGAUGAGGAGGAUGGGGCUGCUGCAGAAACUGAUGAAGARGAGCAAAAAAGAGAAGAGAAAACUGAAGAAGUAGCGCCUGAGGAAGAGCUUGAUCCUGAAGAGAGGGACAACUUCCUCCAACAGCUUUACAAGUUUAUGGAAGACAGAGGUACUCCUAUCAAUAAACCACCAGUUCUGGGCUACAAGGACCUUAAUCUCUUCAAACUUUUUAGACUGGUUUAUCAGCAGGGUGGGUGUGACAAUAUUGAGAGUGGUGCUGUAUGGAAGCAAAUUUAUAUGGACCUUGGCAUUCCUAUUUUGAACUCGGCUGCUUCCUACAAUGUAAAAACUGCUUAUAGAAAGUAUCUUUAUGGUUUUGAAGAGUACUGCCGUUCUGCAAACAUUCAGUUUAGGACCAUCCAUCACAAUGAGCCAAAAGUGGUAGAAGACACACAGAAACACGUGGAACCAAUGGAGGAAAGUGUGAAAGAGGAACAAAAAAUGCCUCCAACAGAAGUUAAAAAAGAAGCAGAAGAAAAUUAUUCCAGCAGUGAAAGUGAGAAGGAAGAAAUUGAGCUAAGAUCCCCAAGGGGACGAAGAAGACUUGCCCGUGAUGCAACCCCGGCUAAAAAAGAUGGUGAAGAGGAUARAACACAAGACAAAUUAAAAGACAGUAACAAAGAAAACAAAGAUGUAGAGGAAACACCUGAGAAUGCAGARAAGAAAGAAAAUGAAACUCCACUGGGAAAGAAAAGUACACCAAAGCAAAAAGAGAAGAAAAUUAAAAAACAGGAGGAUUCUGAUAAAGAGUCAGAUGAAGAGGAAGAGAGGCAGAGGGAGAGGGAAGAAAUUGAGAACAAAGGAGAAUCAGAAGGUGARGAGGAUGAGGAGGACACAGAACCCUGCCUGACUGGAACCAAAGUGAAAGUAAAAUAUGGACGUGGAAAGACUCARAAAAUUUAUGAAGCCAGUAUUAAAAACACAGAAAUUGAUGAUGGAGAAGUUUUAUAUUUAGUUCAUUACUACGGUUGGAAUGUAAGAUAUGAUGAAUGGGUGAAAGCUGAUCGGAUUAUCUGGCCUGUGGAAAAAGGAGGACCAAAGAGAAAACAGAAGAAAAAAACAAAAAAUAAAGAAGAUGGUGAAAAGGAUGAGAAGAAGGACGAGGAGAAGCAAAAGUCCAAGCGUGGGCGGCCCCCUCUGAAAUCCACUCUUCCAUCCAACACRUCCUGCAGCCUACCCAAAACACCCACCAGUGAAGCAACACCUCGCAGGCAGACGAGACGUAGCUCAGGAAUGUUUGAUUCUGAUAGAGGAUCAAACGACUCUGGCACAUCUGACAGUGAAGCAGAUGAGUCAUCUGAAAAGAAUUUGAAUGAAGAAUUUUCUCCAGAAACUUCAGAACUGGAAAAAAGUGACAAACUCCGUGAUGAGAAGCUGGAUGAGGAAAACCCAAAGAUCUCUCAUGCGUUGAAAGAAAACGACAGGACUCAAGUGCAGCCACUAGAAACACUGAAACUGGAAGUUGAGGAAAGUGAACAGAUUGUUCAAAUUUUUGGAAACAAAACGGAUCAAAUGGAAGAAAUCAAAAGAGAGGUUGAAAAAUCACCAAAGGGAAAAGGGAGAAGGAGCAAGACAAAGGAGUCUUCAUUAGAGAAUGCAAAGAUUGCACCAGGAGGCCAGGAGGAGGUGGCAAAUGAAUCCCUUACAGAACCUGAAAGAUUGGAUGUGUCUUCCUUGGACUGUAAAGACAUCUCCAGCACUACUGAAAGUGAAACAGAACCUUCAACAAAAGAUAAGAAGCUUUUGAAAAGGAAAACUUUGGARCAGGCAUCACCUGAGAAGAGAAAUCGGCGAGAGAGUGAGAUGGAAGUGCCAAAUAUUGUAUCUGAAGAGAGGACCAAUGAAUGUACUGGAGCAGAGGAAUGUAGAGGGCUGAAUGCUGAGGAGUCCCUCAGAACUGAAAAUGAGGAGAUGCCAUCCCUGGUGGCAGAAUCAGUUCCCCACGGUCCAGAGCUGAGGAAUGACAACUUCCAACGUCCGGCCGAAGCAAAUGAGAGCGUCCCCAUGAAAGAUGAGGAUGACACCAUGCCUCAGAUUGGUCCUGAAACUUUGCUGUGCCAUGAAGUAGACUUGGAUGACUUGGAUGAGAAGGAGAAGAGCAGCRGUGAGGACACAAUAGCAGAAAAGCCAGACCCUAAUGCUUCCAACCCAACCCCCUCUGCCUURCCCACCACUGUCCCCUCGAGCUUCCCGGUGGCCUCUCCUCUGGCCCUGAGCCAGGACGAGUCACGGAGCAUCAAGAGUGAGAGUGACAUGACCAUUGAGGUGGACAGUGUGGCAGAAGARUCCCAAGAAGGUCUCUGUGAGAGCGAGUCUGCCAAUGGAUUCGAAGCCAGUACCACGUCCAGCAAUUGCAGCAUCGCUGGGCAAGAGAGGGAGAUGGGAGAGAAAGGUCAAAAAAGACCCAGUGACAGCAAUAGUGGAACACUGGCAAAAAAGCAAAAGCGAACUCCAAAGCGAACCAGUGCUGCAGCCAAAAAUGAAAAGAAUGGAACAGGACAAAGCAGUGACAGUGAAGACCUCCCUGUCCUGGACAGUUCGAGUAAAUGUACUCCUGUCAAACACCUCAAUGCAUCCAAACCACAGAAGAUUUCCCGYUCCCCUGCCAGAGUGAUGUCCCCUCACAUCAAAGAUGGAGAGAAGGAUAAACACAGGGAGAAGCACCACCACCAGAAUGCUUCACCCAGAGUGUACAAGUGGAGCUUCCAGCUCAAUGAACUGGACAAUAUGAGCAGCACUGAAAGGAUCUCCUUCCUACAAGAAAAACUGCAGGAGAUACGAAAAUACUACAUGUCCUUGAAGUCAGAAGUAGCAACCAUAGAUAGGAGAAGGAAACGAUUAAAAAAGAAGGACAGAGAAGUGUCACACACAGGAGCAUCCAUGUCAUCUGCUUCGUCAGACACUGGAAUGAGCCCCUCGUCRUCCUCUCCUCCCCAGAACGUGCUGGCUGUGGAAUGCAGGUGAUAAACAUUUCUCUGCCUUGCCAGCAGCUUGCUGCCAUGGACAUAAACCCUGAAAUUCAGCCACAGAAAGCACUCAACUGGUUUGACAUUGCCAAGUAUAUCCUGUACACACUUCCACUGCUGGACUGUACCUGUUCCCCCCUCCUACCCUCUUCUUUUGUUUAAUUUACUGUUCUGAGAACUUAAGCUCAUUGGUAACUGAAGGUUUGUAGGCACAACGUGACAUCCUUGUCAUUGUGUUUGUU